Messenger RNA from Ceratotherium simum simum (southern white rhinoceros), 790 nucleotides. It is a transcript of the gene EREG, whose product is annotated as epiregulin. Gene Ontology annotation, biological process: epidermal growth factor receptor signaling pathway; positive regulation of mitotic nuclear division; positive regulation of cell population proliferation. Lineage: Eukaryota; Metazoa; Chordata; Mammalia; Perissodactyla; Rhinocerotidae. The record is from RefSeq and is a predicted model, not a curated record. Gene Ontology annotation, molecular function: epidermal growth factor receptor binding; growth factor activity.
CUGCUGCUCUGCCUGGGUUUCCAUCUUCUACAAGCAGUUCUCAGUACAACUGUGAUUCCUUCCUGUAUCCCAGAAGAAUCUGAAGAUAACUGCACAGCUUUAGUUCAGACAGAAAACAGUCCACGUGUGGCUCAAGUGUCAAUAACAAAGUGCAGCUCUGACAUGAAUGGCUACUGUUUGCACGGACAGUGCAUCUUCCUGGUGGACAUGAAUGAAAAUUAUUGCAGGUGUGAAGUGGGUUACACUGGUGUCCGAUGUGAGCACUUCUUUUUAACUGUCCAGCAACCCUUGAGCAAAGAAUAUGUGGCUCUGACCGUGAUUCUUGUUAUCUUGUUUGUUGUCAUCGUCGCUGGUUCCCUAUACUAUUUCUGCAGAUGGUACAGAUAUCAAAAGAGGAAAGAACCAAAGAAGGAAUAUGAAAGGGUGACCUCAGGGGAUCCAGUGUUGCCACAAGUCUGAAUGGUGCCAUUGAGCUCGUGGACAGGGAUGCACAGCAUGCCUCUUAUGUUAAUAUUCCUAUUUUAUUAAUAAUAUUUAUGUUGGGUAAUGUGUUAAGACAACAUGGUGUGCUUUUAAUAUACUUGGAAAAUUUUUAUUUUUGUUUUAUUUUUGACAGACUAUUUGUUAAUGUAUAAUGUACACAAAAUAUUUAAUAUAGAAAGAAAACCGAUAUUUUUGUAAGAAAUCAUUUCCUGGGCUAAAUGCUUGAGUGAAAGCUUCAAAGCUUGUUUGUUUGCUGCACAACGCCUAAGAGUGAGCAAUGCCUGUUUCGUUGGUCAGGAGGUGUCAG